Messenger RNA from Megalops cyprinoides (Indo-Pacific tarpon), 3883 nucleotides. RefSeq names its product small ArfGAP2 (gene smap2). The transcript has 10 exons. NCBI's taxonomy places the organism in Eukaryota, Metazoa, Chordata, Actinopteri, Elopiformes, Megalopidae. The record is from RefSeq and is a predicted model, not a curated record. Gene Ontology annotation, biological process: regulation of clathrin-dependent endocytosis. Gene Ontology annotation, molecular function: GTPase activator activity. The coding region runs from base 619 to 1851 and encodes 410 amino acids.
UAUUCCUGGUUUAAAUUCGCUAUUGGAUGUGGCAUGGCAAGAUGAACGGACGAUUUCAAUGUUAAAAGAAGGAGGUUGGGAGGGAUCUGCUGUCAAACGUAGGGAAGAGUGGCAGGGAGCGAGCCUACCGAAAGAUAAUGAUGAAUUUAAAGGGCGCAGGAGCGGCGGAAACAGGAAAUCCAUUUGAGAUGUGCAGUUGUUGAAAUGCAGUCAGGGUUCUCUUAAGUGGGGGGGACGGCCAGACAAGCUUAACUAGCGGAGGCUGUUUAAAAUGCACGCAUCGUUUUAAUAAAAUUCAAGGACCUGGAAAUAACAUACGUGAACCAUUCUUCGUGCCGCCUGAACAUUAUUUUCUCGACGCAGCUUGAUGCUUAGACCAAUAAAAAAUAACACGACUAAAGAUACCAGACUGAGCCACAACUGUUAUUCACACGUUCGUGUAAUCGGUCUUUUUUCAUUGGUUCAGCAUACUUCCCCCUUGUUUUAGAGGAAGUAAGGUGCAUUAGCAAUAUCGUCUGUGUGUUUUAUUUGAUUUGCUUGCCUUUUUGAUCUUCGGAAACGAAGUUUUACAGAAAUUAGGACCACCGGGGGAAGAGCGGUGAAAUAGAACUGCAGAAAAUGACGGGUAAAUCGGUAAAAGAUAUCGACAGAUACCAGGCUGUCCUCACGUCUCUUCUUUCGCAAGAGGAAAACAAAUACUGCGCCGAUUGUCAAGCCAAAGGUCCUCGAUGGGCUUCCUGGAAUUUGGGGAUCUUUAUCUGUAUCCGCUGUGCUGGAAUCCACCGGAACCUGGGGGUCCACAUCUCCCGGGUCAAAUCCGUCAACCUGGACCAGUGGACUCAGGAGCAGAUCCAGUGUGUCCAGGAGAUGGGGAACGCCAAGGCCAAGCGUCUUUACGAAGCCUUCCUCCCCGAGUGCUUCCAGCGUCCUGAAACGGACCAAUCUGCAGAGGCCUUCAUACGGGACAAGUAUGAGAAAAAGAAGUACAUGGACAAGUGCAUCAACAUCCAGACCUUCAGGAAGGAGAAGAGCAGUGACUCGAUAGCCAAAGAGGUGCCUGUCGUGUUUGAGAAGAUGAAACUGAAGAAGGAUGACUCGCAGCAGGCCAGGCCCAGCCCAGUGAAGCCGAGUCAGCCGGUCACUGACCUGUUAGGACUGGAUGCCCCUCCUCCAGCUGCAGCUGUGACCAAUGGGAAACCCAGCCCAGAGGUCAGCCACUCACUGGACCUCUUCGGAUCCAUGGCCACGCCCUCCUCUGACUCCAGCAAGAGCACGCCCGUCUCCGGGACCAUGCCCACGGGCCGCAUGGCCAGCUCGGUGCCAGAGAACCUCAGCCUGUUCCUGGACCCGGCGCCGAAGCCCGAGGAGAACGGGAAGAAGAUGUCCAAGGACUCCAUCCUGUCCCUGUACGGCACGGUCACGCCGCACGCCAACAGCAUGGCCGCCCACGGUGGUAUGUACAUGGCUCCAGCUCAGAUGGGCUACGCCGCGGCGGGGUACGGCCACUACCAGGCGCUGGCAGCCCAGGGGGGCAUGAUGGGUACCAUGAUGGGCCAGCAGAACGUCCUGCCGCAGCCGGGCAUGUCCGCCGCCUCCCCCUACAUGGCCGGGGUGCAGGGGGGCAUGAUGGGAUUGCAGAACGGCAUGAUGGGAGGGGUGGCGGCCGUACCACAGCAGAUGUAUGGAGUGCAGCAGGCCCAGCAGCUGCAAUGGAAUAUAGCCCAGAUGACUCAGCACAUGGCGGGCAUGAACUUCUACGGAGCGAACAGCAUGAUGGGAUACGGUCAGCACAUGGGCGGAGCUGCGGCACCAGGCUCCGGUCACAUGCUGGGGUCACAUGUCUGGAAAUGAUCCCGGGGAGGGGUGGAGCGAGUGGGUGGGUGGGAGAGGGGGAGGCGGGUUGUCAGGGAAACGGAACGGCCAUCGCAAAACUUCAUCAGACAUUCUGUAAAUUUAAAGAGGGAGGGGGCACUUUCAGAGGGGGAGGGGGGGUGUUCACCCCGUCCCUCUCUCCCUUCCUCCAUAUACUCCUCACAGCCAUUCUCCAGACCUCCAUGCUUGCCUUCUGACAUUGCGUGACCUGGCAGAGGUCAGGGGUCAGGGGUCAGAGGUCACAGGAGGGUGGUCUUCAGUGUUUGGACCAGUUCUAGACCCCAUCACGAUGAGGGCACGCUCCCAUGCAGCAAUGCGUGCUCCUCACCCCUCCAAAAAAAAAAAAAAAAACAUCUAUCCUUUUGCUGUUCACUGCUAUUCAAAUAGUCUAAUAGUCUAUUUCCAUGCUUGUUGGUGUCUGCUCUCUCAAGCCCAAACCAGUUUUUGCGCAGCAGGCAGGACUGCGGGUUGGGCUUUGCAUUAGAUCUCACUGAUAACACAAACAAUGUAGUCUUUCAGGCCUCCAGUGGUCUGCGUUAGACAUCCAGUCCUGUUGUGCCCAGUGUAGUGGAAGGCUUCAUUUUCACUUUCCCUGCUGCGGGCUCAGUCUGCGUGUCCGAUCCAGCUCCAUAUGAGAUGCCACACUGUGUAAAAGCUGCUCUGGAUGCAUGAGUCACUCUGGUGCAUUUGGCUUCUGCGGCGAAACAUCGCUAACAGGGUAUUUGGGUCACGAGUGUGUGGAUGUGAGGCUUAUCUCGAAGGAAGGAGACACGCUGUUGAAGAGGGAAUCCAUGUGUGAGAUUAGGAAAGACCCGCUGUGGCACCGCGUCGCGGCUCCUUGCUUAGCCAGCGUCGGUUCGGCGGGAGUCUCUUUGAACUGUCCGUGGGAAGCUUGCGCCAGUCAGAGACCGUAAAACUUGUAACUGUGCUUCGGGCACAGGAUGCUCCAGUCGAAAGGAGAAGACCGUUCACUCGUUCUUUCGCAAAGGUGUCGUCACAACUCACUGUCACGACAGACCGAGGUUUGUAAAUUCAGAGGCGUUUUUGAAAUGGGUUGCUUUAGUCUAGAGAUGAUUUUCUGUCUAACGUUAUUUAAAACUGCGGAGACGAUUGGAAGCCAAAGAUGUACAAUAGCUUUACAGUAGCCUUAAAUUUCGUGGUCUCUCUACUCCCAGAACCGUUCUUUCGGUUCUUAUAUUCCUGAAGAAGCUAUUGUGUGCCGAAGGCCUCUGAACCACCAGAGGACCAGUGUGACGUGGGAAACAAAUGCUCCAUAGGAUAGUUAUGUACAGUUUAGAUUGGAGUCAUUUCCUCUUAUUCAUUCUACAAUUCAACUGUGGCUGCUUUCUUCAUAGUUUUCUAUUUGCUAUGACCAUGAAAGUCAAAUUUACUAAUGAAUGUUUCAAUCUCUUUGUGUCAUGGCAUGGGUUUACAUCAGGGUAGAAUGAUAAGGUCAAAUGAAUAAAAUCCCUUAUCCCUGAAAUGUCUUUAUAGGCAAUUGGUCUGAUAUUUAUGACAGAGUCAGAUUGCAGAGAGGGUAUGAGAUCAGAGCAGCUGAGAGGGCAGGAAGUGAGGUCACAUCCUCCCCUGGCAGUUGUCCUAAUGUGAGAAUCCUAGAGACUGGUGGAAAAUUUAAUGUGGGGAGUCUUAAAAACUGUAAACUGCUAAAUGUACUAAAUCAGUUUUUGAUUGCUUAGUUUGAUUUAAAAAUGUAAUCAUAACAGACUAACAGCAGUAUAACACAGUGAAGGAGUCUGGGAUUCAUUAAAUCACCUUCAUUGUAAGAAAGCAAUGGGAGACCAGUCUUAACACCUGUUUGUGCUUGUUGAUGUUAUCAUGUGUAAGUGCAGGAAAAGCCAGUAUGUGAGAUACACUGAAGGAAGGGUUACGGAUGUUCUGUAUAAACUGUCAUACUCUUGUUAACCAAUCAAAGACAGGUUCAGGAAUAGAAGCGGCUUCAAGCUGUGGUUCUUAUCAAAGGGUUCCGCCCUCCACUGAGAUGCAGAGAGAA